AAAACCAGAGACAUUAAAGAAAAUGUCUACUGCAAAAUAGGUGAUCCACUGUCUCCUUUUCCUUGGUGCACAUUAUACAGGUGAGGAUUACAUGAAGGCAAAUCAUGGCCUGGCAGAGAGUUCAAAAUUUCUAAGGCUAGAUCAGUUUUUAUGGGGUUAUCCUCUCCCAAAAGCCCAAGACGAUGAUGGCGCUGGAGCCCUGCCUCAAAACAUUGAUAACUUGAAUUCUGGCCCGACUCCCGACAUUACGACAUCUUCCAAGGCCAAUGUAUUUCCAUCUUCAGAUUAUUGGCUGACUGCUGGAAAAGAUGCAAAAGAGUAUGUUUCCAGUGAUUCAGUGGCAAGUACUACAACAUGUGUGAGGGGCGGUGUUGGUGAAAGAGUAAAUGAUGAAUAAGAUUCUAACUCUAACUAUUCAUUGUAAAGCUCGUGUGAUCUCUACUACCUAGGUUCAAAGGUUAUGGAAUGUUCUUGGUGAUAGAGACCCAAAUUUGACUGUCAUAUCGUUAAUCAGUAUAAGCUUGACAAAGAGGAUGAUUUGACUUCAAGAGUUUAACAAAGAAAGGCCCCUUCACUUGAAAUGUGUGUUACACUCGUUUCAGAUACCGAAUUCAAUCAUUCAUGAGGUGAUGGAGUCUUCUUGGUGAUAGAGACCCAUAUUCGACUGUAAUCGCGAUAAUCAGAACGUGGUCCACAGUCGUUCUCUGCAAUCCAGACAAUUUGCUGAGAUGUGAGCCGUUUUAGGAUUUUCAAAGAGGAGCCUCCAUUUGCAUUUGGCAGAUUCCAUCUCUUCCACUGGCAUCUCACACCCAUCCCAUAGCGUAUUAAGUUUAGAGCAACUUAAAACGGGAAAUUACUCCUCCAAAAAUGAAAAGCGCACUAUGCUUUUUAAAAUUUGAAACGAUAAUGGGAAGAUAUUUUCAAAGGAAGCCAUAUGCUCCUGUAUGUGUGAUCCGAUCAACUGUGUUUCUCCCACCCACACAACAAACUUCAGCAAUAUGGGGAGUGCAAGACAGAACGGCGUGGACCUCCGACUUGAAGAAACGGGGUGAGGAAGAAAGGGAGCACAUGAUUGAUUUUAAACCAACUUGGACAUGGCUCUGGCUACACAUGAUUUGUGGUUGUGGUUAUCAUCUUCUUUACAAAUCGCUACGGACAUUACAAAUAAUAGUGGGACUAUUCCAUACGAAGAACUGAAAUCUAGGUAGGUUGGGCUCGGUUCCAAACUAUCUAAAGUUGACGUCAAGCAACUUUUGGAAGCCGUAGAAUGCCAAUGAACAGAUUGCGCCUUU
Molecule: messenger RNA, 1292 nt
Organism: Cuscuta campestris
Lineage: Eukaryota; Viridiplantae; Streptophyta; Magnoliopsida; Solanales; Convolvulaceae
Source: the annotation of a GenBank genome assembly